Molecule: messenger RNA, 9132 nt
Organism: Gadus chalcogrammus (walleye pollock)
Lineage: Eukaryota; Metazoa; Chordata; Actinopteri; Gadiformes; Gadidae
Gene: ptpn23a
Product: protein tyrosine phosphatase, non-receptor type 23, a
Exons: 24
Coding region: 1116-6878 (1920 amino acids)
Biological process (GO): endocytic recycling; early endosome to late endosome transport; protein dephosphorylation
Cellular component (GO): endosome
Molecular function (GO): protein binding; protein tyrosine phosphatase activity
Source: RefSeq, a predicted model, not a curated record
UAACGCUACUGGGCUGUCUCUUAGAAGAGGAAGGCUCUGCUGAGUUUUAUUAAUAAACAUCAGAUCCAACGAAAAUUUGGUCGGAAAACACGUUUCUAUGUAUUAUAUAAAGCAGUGAACAAUCACUGACGUUGGAUUGCAAUGCGAAAAACGUAGCUGAGAUAUUCUUUAAGUUAACAUUAGCUUCAGCUUCUGAGCUGGUAUCUUCCUUUAAUAAUGCUUUUGCCUGUCUCUGGAAUAAGUUAACCCAAAGUUAUACUUGCCUCAGGAUACGUGCAGUCGAAGGGUGCUUUUCGGGAUCUGGUGAUAUUAAUUUGGUGUUUGAUAUGUAUACUUUAGCAACUCUCCUUGCUAAGCAGAAAAUGCAUUUGUUUUUAUUAUUUGUGGGUCCAAUAUGGCGGCUACGGCUAGUGCGCAGACUCGUUGGGCGGGAUGGAAAAUAUGUGGCUUGGAAUAGUUUAGUAAUAUAAAUAUAUAAACCAUAAAGUAAUACUGCACCCAAUAUUCAUGUGAGCAAGUGAAAUGAAUUAAUAGUAAAAUAAAAACCAAUGGCUACAAAAAAUAUAUAGCCUAAUACGGUCAAUAAUCAUCCCAUUAAGUUACGCCUAAAGUGCACUGAUAAGACCAUUUGGAGAGUUCUCGAAAGUGUAUUAAGAAAUGUUCCCAACAGUAUUUAGGAUUCAACACCUAUACGUAGCGCUUAAUUUGCAUCUGGUAACUAACAAGACAGACGACUAGACAUCCAAAUAGACGUGUAAAUUGUAAUGUAUAGCUGUGGCAUUGGUAUCACACAUAUCUUUCAUAUUUUAAUAGAGAAGUUACUAGUGAACGUAAAUAAACACUAAUUAUAAUUGCAUACCAGUCGCCUUGGCUAUACCAUAACGUAUUGACCUUAGGCUCAAAAGACCCACGGAACUACAUUUCCCACAAUCCAAAGGGUCGACAAAGGUUUCGUUUCGUCACGUCCCAGUUCGCUUCCUGUCGAAGUGUUCAGGGAUACAUGACACAGUUGUUUGGGAAUUAUACACGAAAAACCGUUAACACAUAAAAAACAUACACACGGGAUUGUCCGACCUCAACCACCUAUAUUGCGGUGGGAUUCAAAAUAGGCCGCGAUGGAGGCGGUCCCACGCAUGCCGAUGAUCUGGCUGGAUCUGAAGGAGGCUGGGGAGUUCCCGUUCAGCCCCGCGGUCAGGCAGUUCAUCCUGAAGAACUAUGGGGAGAACCCAGACAACUACAACGAGCAGCUGAAGAAACUGGAGACCCUGCGGCAGAGUGCUGUGAACGUAACCAGGGACUUUGAGGGCUGCAGUACCCUGAGGAAGUACUUUGGACAGCUGCAUUACCUCCAGAGCAGGGUCCCCCUGGCGCCCGGACAGGAAGCUGCCGUGCCCAUAUCAUGGACAGAGAUAUUUUCUGGGAAGACGAUCACCCACGAGGACAUCAGCUAUGAGCAGGCCUGCAUCCUUUACAACCUGGGGGCCCUGCACUCCAUGUUGGGAGCCAUGGACAACAGAGUGUCCGAGGAGGGGAUGAAGGUGUCGUGCACUCACUUCCAGUGCUCAGCGGGGGCCUUCUCCUACCUGAGGGACCAUUUCAACCACAACUUCAGCGUGGACAUGAGUCACCAGAUCCUCAACCUCAACAUCAACCUGAUGCUGGGCCAGGCCCAGGAAUGUCUCCUGGAGAAGUCCAUGUUGGACAACAGGAAGAGCUUCCUGGUGGCGCGCAUCAGUGCUCAGGUGGUGGACUACUAUAAGGAGGCCUGCCGGGCCCUGGAGAACUCUGAGACGGCCUCCAUGCUGGGGAAGAUCCAGAAGGACUGGAAGAAACUGGUCCAGAUGAAGAUCUACUACUUUGCUUCCAUCGCCCACUUCCACAUGGGAAAACAAGCGGAGGAACAGCAGAAGUAUGGAGAGAGGCUGGCCUACCUGCAGAGUUCAUUGGACAAACUGAACGAAGCCACCAAGCUGGCCAAGGGUCAACCGGAUAGUGUCCAAGACGCCUUGAGAUUCACCAUGGAUGUUAUCGGUGGGAAAUUCAACUCUGCCAAGAAAGACAACGACUUCAUCUACCACGAAACGGUUCCAAAUUUGGAAACCCUGGCCUCCGUCAAAGGCGCCCCGCUGGUGAAAGCCCUGCCGGUCAACCCCACCGAUCCCAGCGUGACCGGACCCGACCUGUUCGCCAAGCUGGUGCCCAUGGCCGCCCACGAGGCCUCCUCUCUCUACAGUGAGGAGAAAGCCAAGCUUCUGCGAGACAUCAUGACCAAGAUAGAGAGCAAGAACGACACUCUGGAGCAGUUCAUGGACUCCCUGGGCUUGGAGCUGGAAUCUGUAGACAACCUGGAGCUGUACAGCCACCUCCCCCCCGUCCUCAUGGAGAAGUGUGCUGCGCUCAGCGUGCGGCCGGACACCGUCAAGAGCCUGGUGCAGUCCAUGCAGGUGUUGUCGGGGGUGUUCACCGACGUUGAGGCCUCGCUCCGGGAGAUCCGGGAUGUCCUGGAUGUCCUGGAGGAGGACCAGGCCGGGCUGCGGGCCCUGCAGGAGGCCCCCGAGGUCCACCCCGCCGCCCAGGCCCAGGCGCUGACUGAGAUCCGCCGGGACCUGGAGAAAUACGCCGAGGCCCACGAGAAGGCGAGCUUCACCAACACGGAGCUCCACCGAGCCAUGAACCUCCACAUCAGCAACCUGCGGCUGCUGGGGGGACCCCUGGACAGCCUGAGGGACGCCCUGCCACGGCCCCAGCUCAACGAGGAGGAGGUGGCGGGGCUCCAGUGUAUGAAGCGUAUUCUGGGGAAGGUUCAGGAGAUGAGGGACCAGAGGAGCUCCCUGGAGAAACAGCUGCGUGACCUCAUCCAGCAAGAUGACAUCACUUCCUCCCUGGUCACCACGGACAGGGCCGACAUGAAGCGGUUGUUCGAGGAGCAGCUGAAGAAGUACGAGCAGGUGAAGGUGUACAUCGAGCAGAACCUGGCGGCCCAGGACAACAUCCUGAAGGCGCUGACGGAGGCCAACGUCCAGUACGCCACGGUCCGCAAGGGGCUGGCCCACACGGAGCAGCAGUGGAACGCCACGGUGCAGACGCUGGUGGCGUCCUACGAGGCCUACGAGGACCUGAUGAAGAAGUCCCAGGAGGGCAAGGAGUUCUACGACGACCUGGAGGCCAAGGCCUCGCGGCUGCUGGAGCGGGCCAGGACCCUGUGCCAGGGCCGGGCGGAGCAGAGGAAGGGCGCGCUGGACCGGGAGGCCCUGAAGAAGCCCCCAGCCCGGCCCACCGCAGCCAAGCCCACCCUGAUGGCCAAGAACUCUGACAGCGACUCGGCCUGCUCCAGCCUGGACGACCCCGAGCUGGCCCAGCUCAGCGCCGCCAUCCUGGCCCUGGGGGGCGACCUGCCCGAGGAGCUGCGCAGCAUGCCCCCCGACCUCGCAUCCCACCCCGCCGAGGCCUACCUGCCCCCCGGCAGCGCCUCCCUGCCCUGGCCCGGCGCCGUGGCGCCCCACGGGGCCACCCACCGCUUCCCCGCCAACCUGCCCCCGCCGGAGCUCCUGGCCCGCAUGGCCCAGUACCCCGGCCCGGGCGGGCCCCGCCCCCAGACGCACGCCCAGGGCCCGCCGCAGAUGCCCCCCCACGCGGCGGUGUCCGGGUACGGCCCUCCCCAGGCCCCCCACCCCGGCCCGGUCGGGUCCCCCCAGGUCCGUCCGUCCACCACCACCGUGGACAGCAUCCAGACGCCCAUCCCCAGCUACGCCCCCACCCAGCGCUACCCCCGGGGCCCGGCGGCCCCCGGGGGCUACCCGGCCCCGCCCCAGAUGGGGCCGUACCCGCAGUUCGUGCCCCAGCCGGGCAUGCCCAUGCCAGGACCCCCGCCCCAGCAGUUCCCCCAGCCUCCCAGGCAGCAGAUGCCCCAGGGGUACCCUGCCGGCCCCGCAGCCAUGCCGGGACCCCCGCAGGCCUACCCCCACGGGUACAUGGCUCCGCAGCAGAGGCCGGGCCUGCCUCCCCAGUACCCACAGGUGUUCCCCGGGCAGCCCCACCCACAUAAAGGCUACAUGACGCAGCCCCAGCACCCGCCACAGCACCCUGGUCAGCACCCACAUCAGCCCCCGCACCCACAACAGCCCCAGCACCCACAACAGCCCCAGCACCCACAACAGCCCCAGCACCCACAACAGCCCCAGCACCCACAACAGCCCCAGCACCCACAACAGCCCCAGCAUCAGCCCCAGCACCCACAACAGCAUCAGCCCCAGCAUGGUGCCCCAAUGCCCCAGGGCUAUCAGCCCCCACAGGGGUAUCUGCCCCAGCAGCAUCCCCAGAUGAUGCCGGGCCCCAUGCCUCCUCACACCAUGCACCCCCACAUGCUGCCCGGGCCCCAGCUGCCGCCCGCGGGGCCCCAGCCUUACAUCCUGCCUGGCAACCAGCACAUUCCCCCCGGGCUGCCCCCGCAUCACAUGAUGACCCAGCAGCCCAAGCAGGUCCCAGGGCACCCCGGUGCGCCGCAGCAGCAGAUGGGCCCCCACCACCCUCACCCCCACCAGCAGAUGCACAUGCCCCCCGGUCCCCGGCCCCAGAUGCCCGGCGGCCCCAUGCCGCCCACUUCCCUGCCCAUGCAGCCGCCCCAGCAGCAGCAGCAGCCCCUGCCCGGGCAGCUGCCGAUGGCCCACCUGCCCCAGCAGCCCAUGGGGAUGGCCGGCCUGCCCCAGGGCCAGCCGCCCCACAUGGGGCCCGUGUGCUACCCGGGGGGGCCGCCGGUGAUGCCGCAGCAGCCCCUGGCGCCGCAGCCUCUGCACCCAGCGCACCUCCAGGCCCACCCCGCUCCCGCCGUCUACACCACGGGCCCCGGGGCCAAUGCCCCCCCGGGGGCCCCCCAGCCGGGUGGCAUGAUGGCCCCGCACGGCGCCCAGCAGAUCCCCCCCGCCCAGCAGCACAUGAUCCAGCCCUCGCCGGGGGGUCUGCCCGUCGCCCUCACGCCCAACAGCAUCCCGCCCGCCCCCUCGCCUUCCCCCUCGCCGUCUCCCUCCCCGGCCCCCUCCUCUCUGGGACUGACCCCCCAGCAGAGGCCCUCCCCGGCCCCCACGCCCGGAGGAGCGCCGGCCCCGCCCUCGCCGUCGCCCGCCGUCCCCUCCCCCGCCGGCUCCACCUCGCUCUUCCAGCGGCAGAACUCCAACACGGACGACCUGCUCUCCUCCAGCCCCGAGAGCCUCCCGGGGGGGCCCAAGGCCCCCGCCAACGUCCUGCAGCCCACCAAGGCGGACCCCCAGGACGGGGAGCGCCGCAAGAAGGGCGCCGGGGGCGUGUCCCUGAUCCAGGGGGACCCCUACCAGGCGCCCGAGCGCAUCGCCCGGCUCCACGGGCAGCUGGAGCGCUACCGGGCGCAGGUGGACGCCCUGGAGCUGCCGUCGGAGGGCGAGGGCGGGGCCUCGGUGCUGGACGCCCGCUGGAGGGAGCUGCAGGAGCAGCAGGAGAAGGACGCGCGCCAGCGGUCCAUCGCCAUCGCCCGCUGCUACAGCAUGAAGAACCGCCACCAGGACGUCAUGCCCUACGACGUCAACCGCGUGGUGCUGCUCUCGGGCAAGGACGACUACAUCAACGCCAGCUACGUGGAGGAGCUGUCGGCCUUCUGCCCGCGGCUCAUCGCCACGCAGGCGCCGCUCGCCGGCACGGCGGCCGACUUCUGGCUCAUGGUGUACGAGCAGAAGGUGGCACUGGUGGUCAUGCUGGUGUCGGACCAGGAGCUGGAGAAGGGGAAAGUCCUGCGCUACUUCCCUACAGAGCGUGGCCAGCAGGUCUCCCAGGGACCAAUAACGCUCACCCUGACCACGCAGAAGACCACGCCCACCCACGUGGAGCGCAUGAUCAGCCUGCAGUACCGCGACCAGAGCCUGAAGCGCACCGUGGUCCACCUGCAGUACAACUCCUGGCCCGAGCUGGGUCCGCCAGACAGUAAGGGCAGCCUGCUGGGUUUCAUCCAGGAGGUCCAGGGUCACUUCCAGCACCAGAGACCCCUUCACACCCCCAUCAUAGUGCACUGCAGUUCGGGUGUGGGGCGCACCGGCGCCUUCUGCCUGCUGUACGCGGCACUGCAGGAGCUGGAGGCCGGGAACUGCAUCCCCGACCUGCCGCUGCUGGUGAAGAAGAUGAGGCAGCAGAGGAAGAACAUGCUGCAGGAGAAGCUGCACCUGAAGUUCUGCUACGAAGCCGUCCUGAAGCAUGCAGAGGUCCUGCUGCAGCGCCAUGGCAUCACCAGCGCCACCUACAGCAAGAACACCAGCACUGCAGCCACCAAGCCUUACUCCAGACAGGAGUCCCAGCAGGACCUGGUCCUGGGGGGGGACAUGCCCAUCAGCUCCAUCCAGGCCACCAUCGCCAAGCUCAGCAUCCGCACGCCCAGCCUCUCGGACCAGCCCGCCGACGCCCCCUGGAGCCUGGAGGACCAGCCCCUGCCGGCGGGCCCCCAGCCCCUCCAGGAUGCCUGGCCCGCCCCCGAGGGCCCCCAGCAGCCCCCGGCCUCCCUCAGCCCCCCGCCCGCCGCCUCCCCCGCCAAGACCCCCUCCCCGCCUCCCAACGGCGUAGACGCCUCCGCGGCCCUCGCCCCCUCUCCUCCCGUAGCGGUGGCGGAGGUGCCCGACGGCCCCCCUGCCCCCGGCGCCUCCCCCCCCACCCCCCCGGCCUCGGCCCCGUCCUCCCUGGAGCUGCUGGCCUCCCUGGCGCCGGAGGCCUUCUCCAUGGAGGGCGGGGGCAUGGGCAAGCAGAGGGUCACCAGGCAGAGCUUCCUGCAGCCCACCGAGGGCCAGGGCCUGCAGGGGGCCCGGGAGCGCGGGGCCGACGACCCCCUGAGCAGCCUGGACCCCCUGUGGAGCCUCAACAAGAGCUGAGGGCCCGCCGGCGCCGGCGACCAGCCUCCACACACACGUACGCCUCCACCCUUUCUCACCCGGCGUAAAAUAAAUCAAAAGCGGUCUCUUCUAGGCCUCGACACUCACCUGUAGCACUUUGUAGACGGCGGAAGAUCAGUCUUGUGCGGGGAGGGGGGGGAGUUGGGGUCGGCCAGCUCUUUAGCAACAGAAUCACUGCUCUCUCUCUCUCUCUCUCUCUGUCUGUUUCCUGUGUCACUGUCCACCGCUCGUGCUCCCUCUCCGGCGGACGGAUUCCAGUUCUGCACUCCCUGCCUUAGAUCGCUUAGAGCAUUAAAAAGCACCACAUUCCCCAGCAUGCACCUCUUUACACUUUAGUGCUUCAGCCCAUUGACCUGACGUCCCAGCUCCCCCGCCCCCCCCGCCUCUGAGGUGGCAGUUGCCGUGGUUACCGCGGAGGAGGAUGCAGGGGGGGAUGUCUGGGACCGUGAAUGAUUUUAAUGACGAACUAUUGUUUGCACUGUUUAGAUGCUCCGUCAUUAUGUUGUAUGACUUUUGUUAUGGGGAUAUCUGCAGUAAGGUUGUAUGACUUGAUUGUUGCUAUAACCACACGAAAUCGACACAUUUAAACUAAUUGAUUUAUUUCCCUUGCGUUUCUCUCUUCUGUAACACUGUAAAUAUAUUAAAUAAAACUAGACUAUGGCAACUUACUUACUGUGUAGUGGAAUCUAUUUCAAACUUCACUGCACAUAAAAUGUCUAAACAUCUUCCAAACUGCUUGUCCACAUUAUCCGUAGUCAAUAGAAUCCACCAGAUGCUAUUGUCAAUAGAACCUGGUGAUAUUAUCCACCGGAUGCUAUUGCCACCAGAUUCCAUAUAAAAAUUACGACUCCAACCAAUUAGAAAACGUGUGGUAUCAAAGCUUCUUUAUUUGAAAAUUAGUACAAAGUGUUUCACCUUGGGUUACAAAACAGUAGAAGAAGAGGUAUCAGGAGAGGGCUGCAGUAGAACCCGACUACCUUCCUGUCUUCUCACUUAACCAACCGCCUUUUCUCGCUUGUUUCCACGGCAACAUUAAACCCAGGAUGGAUAAUUGUAUCUUCCUGUCUUGACAGCCAGAGCAGAGGGUCAUGUGUGAAUCAGCCAUACAAAUAAAACCAUUUAACUGUACAGUUGCAGCGGGAACAGAGCUGAACCUAGCGAUGAUAUGGUCACCCGGGGGACAACUAAAAUAUUGAUCGUAAUUAAGACGCUUGUAUUAUUGGAUACGAGGUACCGUACAUUUAGAUCAAUCCAUCCAGAAACAAUAAAAACAACCGACUGACUGCUUGUUUAGUUUACCUUGAUUUGGUGGCAUUAGUAUACAUGUGGAAUUAAUCCUCCAAAAGGGGGUGAAUCUACCUUAAAUCACCUUGUCUCUCUUCCCAGUCCAGAAUAACCAAUUUCACAUACAAAGGAAAAUAUCCUGAAAGCUUCCUCACCUACGGGUUUAUACGACAAACCAAAUCGCUAAUAAAUUAACACUCAAUUGAUGGAGGCAGCUCUGGAUUGCCAUGGGAACCAGUGGGCGGGGCUGUGAUAGUCUGAAGGUUCCGUCGCUGGGGGGACGGUGUGAUGCUAGCUGAGCGAUAUUAAGAUUUAAGAAAAAAAAAGAUUUUUCUUAGUCUAAGCAUUUUGCUAUAGAUAAUCCGAUGUUCUUUAAGGGCCCUAACACACAUUCUUAUAAACGAUCGGCAUACAUUGAGAUAUCAUCAUUUAGUUUUUAUCGCGACACGACGAUAACAAAAUUCCAGUCUCAGUCUCGUACCACUAUAUCAAUAUAAUAUUCCUUUUGACAAGAAUGAAAAUGUUCAAAAAGAAACUAAAAACAGAGCACCUCCAUUUAGCUGGGUGCCAGUGAUAAGGGGCUACAGGUAGCCUAGCUUCAUGACUAAAUUUCACUGGUGUUCAUGUCAGCACCUUGAUAAAAGUGUCUGUAUGUGAGCACAAGCUUCUAGGGGCAUUAUUAGGCCUAGUGCAUGGGUUAAAGCGCCGGGAAGAUACAGUAAAUGAAAAACAGUUUCUGGGGUUGAAGCCGGUCUUCACGACAUGGUCAAUUGGCUAAGGGUUAGAUGAUGGCUUACUCACUACAGAGGAAAUACAUUCUGUGUAUGUAUCACAAGCAUCAGUGAAACAUUUACCACAUGACGGCGGGUUGGGAACACACACACACACACACACACACACACACACACACACACACACACACACACACACACACACACACACACACACA